Molecule: messenger RNA, 2497 nt
Organism: Nymphaea colorata (pocket water lily)
Lineage: Eukaryota; Viridiplantae; Streptophyta; Magnoliopsida; Nymphaeales; Nymphaeaceae
Product: cysteine-rich receptor-like protein kinase 15
Exons: 4
Coding region: 35-2068 (677 amino acids)
Source: RefSeq, a predicted model, not a curated record
UCUCAACACGAAUUGAAUUAGAAACAGAGCAACCAUGAAUUGCUUCCCCCCGUCUUUUCUCUCAUCUCCCUUUCUUUCUGUCUUCUCCAUUCUGCUGUUUCUGAGCACCCCAUCUGACUCGUACUUGCACUCUUCUUGUACUGGCGCAGAAGCCUCCAGUGGGUUUGUACAAAACCUAGAGCUUGCGAUCAACUCUUUGUCAAACGAGCCUAUCACCCAUGGCUUCACCAACUUAACGGUUGGAGACUACCCGGACCAAGCAAGCCUACUCCUUCAGUGUAGAGGAGACAUCAAUAGCACAGAUACGUGUGAAAAAUGCGCAGCAAACUUCGGCUCAAAACUGCACCAUAUCUGCCCAAAUGAUUCACAGGGGGUAGUAUGGACAGAUGAUUGCUUGUUACACUUCUUUAAUGGAGAGAUCUCUGGUAAGGUCGAUUAUGAUAACAAGGGUUGUAUUUGUAAUGCAACUAAAAAUGCUCAGCCCCAAGCGCUAGGUAGCUUUCUGCUCAGUUUCUUGAGCAAUCUGACGUCUAGCACAAUUGCUUCGAACCCAAGGUUUGCCAGGGCUGGAGUUGGAAUACCGGGGACGUCGCAGAAGCUAAGUGGAUUAGCGCAGUGUACUGGUGAUGUUGAGACCAGUGAAUGUAAGGCCUGUCUGCAGGAUGCCAUGGAGAGCAUCAACAGCUGCUGCGAGGGGAAGACGAGUGGAUUGUUUCUUCUUGGCAGUUGUUACAUGAGUUUCAGCAUCUUCAACUUCACAUUUAAGUCGUCGCCAGUAAUACCAGCAGCAACUUCUCUGGCACCUACUCCCACUCCUGCACCUCAAGAACGUUCAAAAGGUGGUUGGGCUGCACUAUCAGAAACCUCGAAAGCCGCUAUAUUAUCUGCCACCGAGAAUGUAGGAAUUGUUGCUCUCAUCGGUACAGGCUUUUGGUUAUAUUCAUCGUCACGAGGCGGCGGAGGCAUAGUUGGCCGCAUCUCAAGGGGAGCUUCAAGCCUAGCAGGUUAUAGACCCUCCAAUCCUUUCGGCAGCAAAGAAGAGAUGCAAAACAGAGUCAACAAGGGAGCGUCGGGAUUACUGGGCGUUGGGCCAUUCAACCUUUUCGGUGGCAAUCCACAAGCCGGCGGUGAAUCCAAAAAAGAGGGGGAGGGGAAUGAUAAACUGGCUGACAGGUUAGAUGAUGAAAAUCCGCCCACUGGGAAAGGCACAACAACAACAGGACUUGGGUAUCAAAAGUCGCAACAUGUUGCUGGCUCUUCACUGAACAGCAACCAAGAGCGGCAGUUGAACAGGGCAGUGGCUUUAAGAGCAGAACAAAGCAGUGUUCAAGCAGAAAGCUUGAGUAUUGUACCUCUAGAAAUUUCCGGGCAGCAGGGCAAGAUGGUGGUCUCACAAUCCACGACAGACGACGUAACAUGGACAGGCAAAAACGCAAUUAUAAGUUCACCAAAGACUGACGCACCACAGGCACUAGAAAAAGAAACUGCAGUUCAUGUUGCCAUGCUAGAGAGAGAACUCAGGGACUCGGUCGUUGCACAUGCAAGGCUGGAGGGCUCAUUGCAUACAUCCCGAACUACACUUGAGUGGAUGAUGAAUGUAUUCGGUGCAUGGCUAAGGCUAGCUCCCCCACCCCCAAUCCCUUGUUCACAAACUCUUAUCGGCCAAACCUCUCUGGCCUCAGAAGGAAGCCAUAGUACCACAAUCCACCCACACGCUGCUCUUUGUCCACCGACCAACGGUGUCGUCGUUCAUGGCCGCCACGAUCAUGAGACUCUAGGGGCUCCUACCUCUCACCGCCAUGACAAGGACCUAGAUGAUGCUGUUGGCACAGCCUUACCAAGUGAAAUUGGCAGCACCCUUCUGGAGCACUCUAACCUUGCAGACGCUCCUGAACCUGGCACCGUUACUCCAGGAAUACCAGAAACUGCAGCUCUCGAUCAGACUUCGACUUCGAUAAGUCCAAUCGGCUCCGCUGCGCGAUCAAACACCAAGGUGGCCGAAAUAGAAACUCAUGAUGCUCAACAUGAUGAGAAGGACAAAAAAGAGUUCGGUGGCAGAUCUGGCUAAGCGCUGAAACGGAGGUCCAUGAUGCUGAAGAAUGGGUUCGUCUUAAUUGGGAGUGGAGAUAGAGAUUGUGGUUUCCUUUUUAAAUUUUUAGGGGCAAGUUUGUGUUAGCUGGGUGUGAACCAAGUUGAAGGUCUCAAGCGAAGCCCGCGGCCCGGGUGAAAGUGAGCUUCUGUCAAUUAUUUUUUGUUUUUCGUAUACUCUUUGUUUGAUUGUCUGUUGGAUAUGGUAGUUUCCUGCUUGGUAUCACAGUCAGGCGCAAACUAUCUGGGGACCCUACACUUUCAAUUUCUUUCCUUUUCUUUUCCUUGUUUUUUUUUCUGGUGUAAAUGGGCAUUUUCUGAUUGUGCCAAAUCUGGAUCAGACCAUAAGAUUCAGAUCCAUAGUACAAGUGUGAGGUUUCUUAAUUCUUAGACACAUGGUUUCUCUCAA